Alternaria ethzedia is the source of this 2334-nucleotide messenger RNA. RefSeq lists its product as uncharacterized. The record is from RefSeq and is a predicted model, not a curated record. The transcript is spliced from 3 exons. NCBI's taxonomy places the organism in Eukaryota, Fungi, Ascomycota, Dothideomycetes, Pleosporales, Pleosporaceae. The coding region runs from base 1 to 2334 and encodes 777 amino acids.
AUGGUGGCCUUUGAGGGCGCUGGUUCACCUCCUCGACAGCGCAGUCCUGCCACAGGCAAUCCGAAAUACCACUACGACGGCCUCCAUGACAUAGGCACGAGUUCAGCUACUAGCGCACCACACACUAGACGUCGUCCAUCACGCACCAGCUCGGGCACCAAGGGUACUCCACCUUCGGCCUCACCGCCACGCAGCGACGACCAUGACGAGAGCGAGCAGAGAUCUAAACAGCCUCGCAACACUUUGAAGAAGCUUCUAAGACGCGACUCACAUCAUACCGACACUACUGGAUCGAGUUCGCAGGCCAAACAGGAAGAGUUGGAUGAAGAAGGCAGUAACGUUGGCUACAUGCCCCGGCUCGGUCAAAUAAGAGAAAGCAAGAGCAAGGUCAGCACACGCUCAAGACGACGAGGGAGCUCUGCCGUUGGUACUCCGGUCGAUCCGAGGGUUCUGCGCCGCCGGCAUACUGGGGACGACGCCGCGAAACGCUCGCACGCACGUGGUAAACAUAGCUCUCUGCAACGGCAUGCUGGGAACAUGGCCAACAUGUCAGAUCCCUCCCUGGUCUCGAGUGUGACGCAACAGUCAGAUGCGUCGGGUGGCAGUAACUCUACAGUGAUGCAGAGACCGUACGGCGGUUAUAGCCAAGUCGCCGAGUACCAAGAGUCUGAAGAAAGCCAGAGUCCGCCCGCAUCCACGGCGAUGCAAAGCAUUACAUUCAACAACAUGGAUGCCGCUCAGGCAGGAGUGUUUCAGUUUCUACAAUCUGAAGACACGCCUGGAAGUCCUACGCCUACGGACCUUCAGGCUAUGCCUCCAUCGACUAUUGCCUCGUCAUCGUCUUCCUCGUCAGGUGACACUCAGCAUGACGACGGCCGAUCAUCAGUGGCAGCAGACUCACAGCAUCCUGACUCCGCCAUGACUUCACCAGCCUCCACGCGGCGGUCCCUCCAGACGGCAUCCCACCCUCCCAACCAGGAGUAUCGUUCAUUCAAGAAGCCGUUGUACGCCAGUAGCUUUGUGCAUGGCCCUGGAGAUGACGUCGAAGCCAACCAAGAAGAGGGCAGUGAAGAGGAGAGUGAAAGUGGGUCAGAGAGCGAUGAGGAAGUCAAUCAAGGAAACCAGAUGCCCAACAAACAGCCGGCAGUAACGACCCCUCCUCGAGCUCCGUCGACGACGUCUCAUCAGAGUGAUCCGCACGCCAGACGUCUCAAGCAGCAGGAACGCGAACUUGCUAGCCACAUCUUCCAGAGGCCACAGCCGUACGGAGACUACCAAUAUGGGGCAGAACAGCACCCCUACGGUUAUCCACCGAUGCCGAUGUACAACCAGCAAGGCUAUUCUGGUGCAUCUCCGGCUCCAGUGCCUGCGGCAAUCAAUUCCCCACCAGCAUGGGCGCCGAUGCCUUCAUUCCCAGCUCCGCUAGCCAUAGGAUAUGCGCCUCAUCAGUCCCCGGAAGCAGUGCAUGCGCAUCCACUAUCGAUACGGCCACCUGACGGCCAGCUCCAGCACGUGCCGCCACCUUUCACCCCACAUCCAGGGCAGCCGCCACUCUAUCAACAGCACGCGCCACUGCCCAACCAGACCCGACAAACGGUGGUGGGAUAUGAACUCCUCGCCAACGAGCUUAGCGGAUCGACUCCGCCCAGCUCCCAUGGCCGGAAGAAUCUCGUGCCCAUGUACCGAAAGUUUGAGCAUCUAAACCACCGCGUCUUGCUCCACCUCCAAGACGAAACAUGCGAACUGGAAGAAGAGCUGCGUCACCUAGACGAAUGCAUAGCCCAGAUAUCGCCUCGAGAUGCGUCAGGGUACGCGUACCCUGCGUCGCGGCGGGGUGACGCACGCUACGGAAGUGAAAUGCACUUCAAGAGGACCGAACUCCUGGGGCGCAUUUACCAGAAGCUAGAGCAAUACAACAAGGCUUUAUCUUCGUUUAGCAAGCUCUCCAAAAGUCUCGAUCCCGCGUCUGCGGAAGAUAUCACAGCCUAUCGCGAGUGGAUGGAUGAGCAUGACCCGAUUAAUGAAGAGGAAUCCCAAUUUCUCGAGGAAGACGCCGACCUCGUGACUCUUCCGCGGAAAGUUCCUUCUUCCUCCUCAUCUUCUUCUGCUCCUCCCAGCACGGCAGCUCCGACUGCCGGCCAAGAUCAGUCAGCAAUAUGGUUUCCACUAACCCUGGUACUACCCCUCAUGGCGUUUGCGAUAGUCCCCAGCUUGCUCGGACGGCUCCUCGUUAUCGUGCUUAUCGUUGGUGCGGAGCUAAAGAUGGUCACGUCGACCCCUCAGCUCAGGAAUAUGCUGUCUACGCGUGAGUGGGCUGCGGCAGCUUCAGUGUAA